Corythoichthys intestinalis (scribbled pipefish) is the source of this 5035-nucleotide messenger RNA. RefSeq names its product fidgetin like 2 (gene fignl2). NCBI's taxonomy places the organism in Eukaryota, Metazoa, Chordata, Actinopteri, Syngnathiformes, Syngnathidae. The transcript is spliced from 3 exons. The record is from RefSeq and is a predicted model, not a curated record. Gene Ontology annotation, molecular function: ATP binding; microtubule severing ATPase activity; ATP hydrolysis activity. Bases 238 to 2289 code for a protein of 683 amino acids.
GGGAAAAAAAGCAAAGCAGUGCACACAUACACACUGUGGCCUGGUCCAGUCUACUCUGGGGAUUAACCAAGCACUGCUUUCAGAUGUUCAGAUGGGAUGGAGGACGUACAGGCAUGAAUAGGGCUGCCGCGUCAUCUGUGCAAAUGCAUGCCAGUGAUGGACUACAGCCCCACAGACGCUAACCGUCGCCGGUGUUCACACAACCGCAUUCCUUUUCACUAAGACCAGCUCCACAGAAUGCUGAGUCCCAUUGUCCCCUAUAGCAUAUUAAAGAUGCACUGGAACCCAGAGCAUGCCCAGCCCCUCAGCCAGUGGCCUGAGCAACACCUGGAUGUCUCCUCAACAACUUCGUCUCCAGCACACAAGUCAGAAUUCUACUCCGGCCGCAGUCGCAGCUCCUACAACUACUCUUGGGCAAACGACGACAUCUCUGCCCUUACUGCUUCCAAUCUGCUGAAGCGCUACGCUGAAAAGUAUUCUGGGGGACUCGACUCGGCGUACGACCGGCCACCCGCCGUGGGCCCCUACUCAGAGCCGAGUGCCUUUGGGGGCCUCACUGGUCAGAAGACUGAACUGGAGCCUUGGCCUCUAACACACAGCACUGAUGCAUCUUAUUCCCUCGUGCCUCCUGGAGGCCACGACAACCUGCCCACAUCCAAGGCUGUGUCCACGAGUGCAAGCCCUGCUGGAAAUAGCAGCGCAUCGGUUGUAAACAGCAGCCUCUCCGACUCUGGCUACAGCGGCGGCAGCUCCUGCAGUGGCUCCAACGACUACCCUUCCAGCUACAAUGGCACCUAUCUCUCAUCUGGAUACUGUCCCCAACCCGGUGCAGCACUUCCUCCUGCCUCCCUUCACACACUUCAAUCCACUCCCACUCUUGUACCCAGCUUUAGCCCUACAGCACCUGUCUACAGCUACCCCCCCAGCACAUACCCUCCUCAGAACAGCAUCGCCCCCAGCUAUAGCCACCCCUCUGCUACAUACUUGCCCUCAAGUUUGCCAACACCCACUCCUGUUCCUCCGAGGCCCUCUGUGGUAGGAGGCAACUACAGUUACCAGAACGCCAACAUUGGCACAUCAGAGUCCAGUGGGGGGAUGAAAAGAAAAGCAUUUGAGAUUGCUGUAGAAGAGAAUGAAGUUGGGGAUAGCACUUGUUACAGGAAAUACAGCUAUGACCCGCUGAAGGACGGUGGGAACUCACCGUACAGAGUAAGUGACAAAACAGAGUGUCGCGGAAACAGCUUUAGUUCAGCAGUUAGCACAGAUCCACAAAACUUUAAGCCCAGCAAGGCGUCCUCACAACCCCUGGUAUCUCCUCAGUAUGGGACAGGUGGAGAGUACAGUCCUCCUGCUGGCCUCACAGGAGAUAAUGUGGUGGCAGAGCAGACCUUCACUGAGCGGCAGCAACAGCGCUCUAAGGCCCACAAAAGCUCUUCAUUAUGCAGCCCAACUAUUGAGACUCUGAAGAGUCUGGACCCCCGCAUGUUGGACUAUAUUAACGGGGACAUUUUGGACUGCAGCCCAGCUCUGAGCUGGGGUGAGUUGGCUGGCCUCACCCACGUCAAGGCUGCCUUAGAAGAGGACCUGCUGUGGCCCCUACUAAGGCCCAGUGAAGUGGUACAAACACCAAGAAGCAUUCUGCUUUUUGGUCCCCGCGGAGGGGGUAAGACCACAUUGACUCAUUCCUUGGCCACACAAAUUGGAGCUUCACUGUACCGCCUGAGUGGCGCCUUGUUAGCCUUGAAAGGAAAGGUCGAGGCAGAGCACAUUCUGGGAUCUGUGUUACAGGUGGCGAACGCACGGCAGCCAUCAGUGGUGUUGCUCAGCCAAGUAGAAACCAUGGAGGAAGAGGGCCUGAGACAGACACUGCGGACCUUCUUGGAAAAGGCCCAGUUGAGCACGGGUUUGGUGGUUGUUGUGUGCGCCACCGGCCGGCCAGAUCUGCUGCAAGACACGCUCCAUCGCAGCUUCGCAAAGCGCUAUCACGUCGGCCUGCCGGACGCUGCCAUGCGUAGACAGGUGCUGCUGCAAGCGCUUUCGCCUCAGGGCUACAAUCUGAGUGAGCGGGAGCUGAAUGUGGUGCUGCAACGUACUGAAGGCUACUCAGUUUGGGAACUGCUACAACUCAGCCAGCAGGCUCUCUCAUCAGCAUCAGCCCCCUCUGGAGGUAUACAUGGAAAAGCCCCAGCCUUCCCAGACUUUGAGAAUGCAUUUUGCAAGGUGCGCGCACACAGCACUGCAAAAGAGACAGACACAUGUGUAGAGUGGAGCAAGAUGUAUAGCCACUGAGUGCUUAGCCAGUCAUUGUACUUAAGCCCACCCUUGGAAAUUUUGGUUCUUUUUAAAAAGUGUUUUAAAUUGAAAUUCUUGCAGCCAAGAGUCAGCCAAGCUUACAGGUACAAGAAAGCUGAAAACAAAUUUACUUUACAGGCAUUUAGGAGUCUAUGAAUAGCCACAAUAUAUCCUUUUUUCCCCCCAAAGAAAAGAUUUUUUAACUAGCCUUGAGAAGUGGUGUGGCAUCUAAUGGGGAAAUCAAAUGGCUAUUUGUAUACCUACAGUUCCUAUUUAGCCUGGGUCUAGGACAAAAUCAAUGAUUUCUUCCCUGGCUAUGUGGUCCAAGGUAAUGGAUAAUCAGGGUUUGGAAAAUACCCCCAUUUUUCUGCUCCUCUCAGGAUCCUAUUUAUUGCCAGUCCACAUCCUGGUACUCACUCAAGCUUGUGUUCAUCUUUGCUUUGGGAUCAACAACAUUCUUAGACCAAAAACACAACAAGCCAAAUGUUCUAUUGUUCUAAUCAAACCACAUGACAGAAUCACAAUGCUAGCUAGCUGUUCACCAAAUACUCCACAAUUAUGCCAUCUAGUCCAAAGUUUCAAUACAUGUCUCUUCAUUGACUUGACAACAAAACUAAUUAUUAAAUGGGAUCAAAUGUUUGGUUUGGCUGUCCUUAAAUUUCACAUCCACUAAACGAAUGGCACGCACAUUCCUUCUCCACUGCUGUGGUCCCCCCUGCACACCACGUGUUUGUCUGGGUUUUUUUCUAUGUUGUCUUGUUGUUUGAAAUGCUCAGGAAGAAUGUCUUUACCUCAGAUAUAAGAAAUAAAGAAUGUAUGAAAUCUUUGGGGUCUUGGUGGUGAGAGCAAGGAGAAAGCCCCUGAAAAGACACUUUGCAGCUGGGCUUUAUCCUCAGGAGAGAAACUUGAAUAUGGUACAAGAGUCACAUUGAAUGUAAUUCAGGUAUUUCAAAGGAUAUUUGAUGCCAUAAAUCCAUUUAUUAUUAUAUAUGAAUAUAUUAAUGUCUUUCUUUUAAGGUUCUAUUCUAUGGUUCUAUAUGGUUCCAUUUUUUUUAUGUCAUGGUGGGAUAAUAAUUGUCUUCAAGAAUUAUUAAUGUAGGAUACAGAAGUUAAUUUUUUGUUGCACAAACUGCUUUUUAUUGUUUGACAAAAAUAUGUGAAAAGUCCAAUUUGAAGGGUGUAAUUGUUUUAGGUGAAUCCAUUAAACGCGCCAAAUGUGCCAUUAGUUUUCAUUGCAAUUAUGUUUGCUACCAGAGGAGUACGAUAUCAAUCCAUCUAUCCAUUUUUAUAGUGCUUAGGGAUUGCAGGUGAACUAAUUAGGCAAGGGAGGCAGUAUAAUCUGUUUAACAGCCAAUCACACAUCACAUACUGACCAACAGCCAGUCACAGUUACUUUCAUACAUUUGAACAAUAAAAGGGCCUUUAAUGAACUUAACCUGAAUUUUGAUUGGGGAAGAGAGCACCCGCUUCAUAGAGUGAAUGGACAAAAGUCUUGGGACACACUACCUAACCAGUUAUUGUUAUCAUCAUACUAUAAUUCAGCGGAAUCUGUCGGUCUGGCUUCAUUCGGGGACCAUAAAUCACAUGGUCACAAAACGGUCGGAGGGUGAAUCUUGGCCAGAGAAAAAAUGUUUUUUAAGCGAUUGGUCAAGAAAUGGCCUUAAAACCACCCAAAAUAUGAUAUGAUAUAAAUCAGACAACACAAAUCAUUAUUUCCGCCACAGAAACCAACCAGUCCCCAGUGAUAGAAAGAGUGAAUACAAAUUUUGUAUAAGAGAUUGGUAUAAAAAUAAAUGGCCUAAAAUUUAUCAGAAUUGCUAAAACUGUUAUAGCUUGCCAAGAAAAAUUAAAGAGUAACUUCUGUCGUUUAUUGUGUCAGUGUUUUUCGGACAAGCAGGCCAGCCAUGCUAUCUAACUCACAGGUGUCUGGGUUCUAAAGAUUAGUUGCGUGUUGCCAUAUUGCUGUGGUCGAGGGGACGAAGCUCACAGCUGAAGGGUGGGUCACCAUAAUCAUGAGAUGGAAUAGACAUCCCCAACUGUCUAUUAAAACAUCUUGGACAGUUCAAAUUUUGAGGCAACAGUUGUUCAACAGUUCGGUACCAUAAGUCGUGCUUGGAUAAGUUUGCUGUGGGAGCUCCUAAGAGCACUGACCUCUUUUUCAAUUGAACCAAAAUCAUUUUCACAGCCUGGUGUUGUCAUACUUUUGUCUAUAUUUAACCCCUGGCUGAUGAGAUUGAUAUAAGAUUACUGCCUCUCUCCCUUUCCUUCCUACAUAAUUUUCAUUGUCAUAAGACUCAAAGUGCAGUUGCCGUGCGGCUUCGUAGCAUCUCCACGCACCCUGGCAUCCUUCAUCUUCCCUGGAAGAGCUGUGAUUUAUGUUUCAGUCGGACCACAGCACCGGGUGAAAUAUAACGCCAGCUGGCAAAAUGAAGCGUGACCAAUGUGCAACAAACUCAAAUUAGAAUUACUCCCAAAAUAUUCAUCAUGACUCUUAAGCAGAGUAGUUUGUCCAACAAAAAACUGUUUUUUCAUUGUACACCUUGUUCAGAUCUGUAUAGUUGUUCCUGUAACAAUUUCUACCUCAUUUCUUUGCGGCAUAUUGUACAUGAAAGUAUUUAUUUCAUGUCUUUUGUUGAUGUUGCUGUUUUUUGAAAUUGAUGUUCUUGAACUGCAAUGUCUACCUCAGAAAGACUGUAUUUUAAAAGAAGAGUAUCACACAAAUAUUAAACAGAAGUUGUCAAUA